Messenger RNA from Symsagittifera roscoffensis, 1317 nucleotides. Its product is annotated as phagosome assembly factor 1-like. The record is from RefSeq and is a predicted model, not a curated record. Bases 17 to 1234 code for a protein of 405 amino acids. Gene Ontology annotation, cellular component: trans-Golgi network. The transcript is spliced from 3 exons. Lineage: Eukaryota; Metazoa; Xenacoelomorpha; Acoela; Convolutidae. Gene Ontology annotation, biological process: Golgi to plasma membrane protein transport.
CAGAGAUCUUUGUGAAAUGCCGCUAGAAUUCGAAAUAAUGCCCGAAAGGGGUAUGACGAAUGAUUCUAUGGAAUUCACGCUGGGAAUGCCAUUCCAGUUUGCUGUCACCACAUUGAGAAAACAACAUACAGUUGUAAAAACAGUUCACGUCAUUUUCAACGAACAAGAUCCAUUGGAGAACGAUUUGAUAGUUGCGUUGCCGUCCGAUGGCCUCAGACUCUAUUUUGAUCCCUUUUCCCAGACACUGAAAGUGAUUGAAAUAGCCGACUUGUCGUUGAUAAACCUUAAGUACUGUGGAUCUGUCAUAAGCCACAACGGUGAAGUUCCUUCUCUAGACAAAAUUGACCACUGCUUCGGGGCAACACAUCCCGGAGUGUAUGACGCAGUUAAUCAGAUGUUCGAGCUCAAGUUUAGAGGUCUUCAAUUCCAGUUUCCUGCAGAUCCCAACUUGAUAUCUUCACAGAUGACAGGACUUGGAGCUAUACAGUUCAGUGAGCCUCCUUUGGUGUCCAAAUUGCAGAUAUACACUGGAAAUAACCUAUUGGAAUGUACCGCCCCUCCUGUUCCCCCGCAAUAUUUCUACGGCAACAUUUUUGCGGAAAAAGUGGAAGGGAUUUUGCAAGACGACUACAAACUAACAGAGCUCAAAUUCACGUUCAUCAGAGAAGAUGUGCUGAAUAGCUCUGCGGCGGCUGCACGUGGUGGCGAAAAGCGAACACGAGUAGAGCGUUGGUUGCGAAUUGGCGACACUUGUGACAGAGUUCUAAGCGACUUCGGAGCGCCGAAUAAAAUGUUCUACAAACCGGAUGAUAAAAUGAGAAUUCACACACCUUCAGGAUCGAGGCUGAAUGACGACAAAGUUUCCCACUAUUUUCUGAAUUAUUUCACGCUGGGUGUUGAUGUUUUGAUGGACGGAGAGAAACACACAGUGAAAAAAAUAAUAAUGCACACAAACUUUCCAUGUCACUACCAUUUUAAUAUAUACCACAGAUGUCAGUUUAAUAUUUCACUACCCCAUAUUGAGAGCGGAAAACAGUCCAUAAAGCCGUUUACUAAGUGGGAACAAAUCUCAGAUAUAUGCAGUCAUGAUAAACCGGUGGUUCUUACCAGGGCGUCGUGUGAUAACAACACGAACCCCUUCGGACCCACAUUUUGUUACAAUAUUGCAAAUAUGAUCAUAGAAGUAAUGCAGAAUAGCUAUAUUGCCUCUGUCACUAUUUUUGAUACUGAAUAGUUGUUGUAUUGGCAUUGUAAAUAUAUUAAAUUAUGAAAGUAGUAUUUAGCAGCUUAGGGGUAAUUUAAAUAAUCAUCUAUUGA